This is a messenger RNA of Culex pipiens pallens (northern house mosquito), 2012 nucleotides long. RefSeq lists its product as uncharacterized. NCBI's taxonomy places the organism in Eukaryota, Metazoa, Arthropoda, Insecta, Diptera, Culicidae. The transcript is spliced from 3 exons. The record is from RefSeq and is a predicted model, not a curated record. The coding region runs from base 149 to 1783 and encodes 544 amino acids.
UGUUUACUAAAUUGUAAAUGCCGGUGCUGAUUGCGUGGGAGUGGAAGUUUUAGUUUUAGCAACAAUUUUAAGUGAAAAAUAGUUUGAAAUGCUUUUGUAACUUGUAUUUCAUAGACGUGAGAAUCAAAAUUAAAGUUCAACUUGCAAAAUGAAUAGAUUUUAUCCAGAAAUUGAGGGCGAACGGACCUUCCAACGCAACAUAAUUUUACAAACCUUAAACUCUAGACGGCUCCUAAUCGACCACGUCGAAAUCAUAGAAGAAUGUCUCGCCACUAUCGAUUCGCCAGAAUCCUCCUCCUUCACAACCGCAAAAUUCCUAGCCCUCACUUCCAUCGCGGCCACCAGCGUCAGAUUGCUUCUCCCUUAUCGGACCGCCUUCCGGUGGACGCUCCCCGCGAUAGCUUUUACAACGGCCGCCUACACCACCUGCUACUCGCUCAAGCUCGCCCGCCGGUUCCACUUCCGGCGCCAGGAAGCUUCCCUCACCGGCCUCAUCACCUCGCUCGAUCGCUUCGAGGCGGCCAUUCGGCGCAAUUUGCUCUUCCUGAACGAUGCCCAGCAUGCCACGCGGACGACAAGGCUUGCCCAGCAGGAUUGCUUCGCCGGGAAUUGCGUCCGGGCUUGCAUGGCCGCGAUCAGAAGGAUUCACGAGACCGUUACGGGGUUGGAGCGGAACCACGAGCUGGACGAGCGUUGGAGGGAAGUUUACGCGCCGAUGGAAGCGCUGGAAGAUUGUGAACUGUUUGCGGGGGAGGAGGUUAAUUACGAGGCGGUGAAGGGGGCGGCCGGCGUUAGGACCAUCAAGGAUUUGUACAACAUUUACGCGUACAUUCAGUCGCAGUUUCUGACCAGGUUGGCACUUUCCGUGGCUUGUGGAUUGCCAGAUCUUAGCUUCUGCAAAUUGACGGAACUGUCCACGGGGAUUGACGCCCUCCGGGAUGAUUGCAUGAAAUAUAUCGAUAGAAUAACUGAAGCAAAGAAAGAUGUUUCUGCGCGACCAGUCGUAAAAAAAGUUCCUCCGGAAGUGGCCAACCUGCGGUCACUUUCAACUGCUCUCUCGAUGAAAAUGCUUAAAACUGUACAUCAGUACAACCAGCUGGAAGAACUUCUCCAAGAAUCAACCCAACAUUACGAAGACUCCAACUUUAUCAACCAGCUUCCCUCCCUGGAACUGUCCCUGGCGGACAUCUCCUCCGAGCUGGCCGCCUCCGACGAAGAAUGCCAACGUCUGCUCAUCCUCGUCAAAAAGCUCGCCAACAAGGAAGAUCCGCUGCCCCAACUACCACCACCGUCGGAACAACAACCGGAAGUGGACCCUGCCCCAACCUACUCCGCCCAGUACAAUCCCCCGCAAAAGGACGAGUUCUUCGCCGUUGACGGCAACGAGGCCCGCGACUCGGACGGCAACGAAGACCGGCCCCCAGACGAGCUAGAGCACAUCGAUUCUCGCAUCGUGAAGCGCCACUUCCGGCCGGUGCUGCAGCAGUUGCGCGAGCGCAUCGAACCGAUCGGGGUGGAGUUUCGGAAGCGCGAGAAGCGAGCCCUACAGGAUAAGGGAAUUCAGCUGGAGGAGGAGGAGGAAGUUCCGACGAAAAACACGCUGUACAGCAGCAGUGAUUCGGAAGACGAGAGUGAGGGAGCGGAGCGGAAGGAUAAAAAGUUUCAGCGCAGUGUGGAGCGGUACGACGAGGUGCGAGGGUUUUUGGCCGCGAAGCAGCAGAUGAACAUCUUUGGGAUUAUGCCGGCGAUGGGAAAUGGGAUGGAGGAGGAGGUGCUGGAGUAAGGACUGGGAAGUGCAGGAUCCUAGCAAAAAUCUGGUACCGGGACAAGAUUCAGCCGAAUUGGCAAAGGAGGUGAAUGUCCAGAAAGCAAAAAAGUGCAAAAGUCAACGUAACCUCCAGGAACAAUGCUCAGUGAGAUCUCAGAUGUCUUGAUCGGAAGAAAAAACUCAUGUCAGCACACGAUAACCUUACAAAGCGGAAGUAAUUGAGUUGGUGUUAGGUGAUUUGGAA